AUGUUUGGAUUCCCAGAGCCCCAGGAUAACCACUACGAGGUGAUCAACGCGCUGUUCAGAACAUUCCCAGACGUUCAUUUCUUUGUUGUGAAGAAUUCGAUUCUCCUUGCCGGCGGUGUCUCAACAGCAACCAGAUUCCAUACUCCGUUCAAAGUACCGACACGGUCCAAACCAGAGAUAUCCAUAUCGGUGUCUUCAGUGAAUAGCGUCAAGUCUAGUGGUACGCUUGGUGGUUAUAUCCAACCAAAGAUCACACAGUCAACUGAUAAGUCCUUGUUGAAGUACAAAGGUGCGAAGUUUGCCUUGACUUGCGCACAUGUUCUUCUAAGUGAAGACCAGGACUAUCCAGACGUCUCUGUGCCAUCAACGGUCAUGCUGAAUACAUAUAAGAGUGCCCUGAGGGAUGAAAUGGAUAGGUAUCCUAAAGAUUCCAUGGAGCAUGAUUCCUAUUCAGCGGAGCUACAAAGCGUUGAUAAGUAUAGUUUCCCUCUCGGGCAGGUGGUUUGGGGCGAACGCAUUGUAUUGAAGAACAAGAGAUUGAGCGAUAUAGCUAUAGUGAAGCUUGACGAUUCCCUACAAGUGACUGAGAACUCACUGGGUGAUGACGUUGAUUCUUAUAACCCAUCUCUUAAGUUCCAAAACACGAAAGUUAAGAAGGUGAUUGGUAAGGAUGAAUAUUAUAGACAUUCAAGGGUUUUCAAGAUUGGUGCUAGUUCCAACUAUACAACGGGCUAUUUGAACAGCGUGAAGAUGGUUUAUUGGCUAGAUGGGUCAAUUCAAACCUCUGAGUUUGUCGUUUCAAACAGCGCUAAAUCAAUGUUUGCUAUGGGUGGAGAUUCAGGGUCUCUUAUAUUGAACGAUUUACAAGACCAGGCUGGAUUGGGCGUGCUGGGUAUGUUGCACAGUUAUGACGGUGAAAGACGCGAGAUCGGGCUCUUUACGCCGAUGGAUGAACUACUGAAGAGGUUACAGGAUGUUACUGGAGUUGAAUGGGUGUUUAUAUAA
Molecule: messenger RNA, 1005 nt
Organism: Williopsis jadinii
Lineage: Eukaryota; Fungi; Ascomycota; Saccharomycetes; Phaffomycetales; Wickerhamomycetaceae
Gene: SSY5
Product: Ssy5p
Exons: 1
Coding region: 1-1005 (334 amino acids)
Source: RefSeq, a predicted model, not a curated record